This is a messenger RNA of Kockovaella imperatae, 1855 nucleotides long. RefSeq names its product ATP-NAD kinase-like domain-containing protein. Lineage: Eukaryota; Fungi; Basidiomycota; Tremellomycetes; Tremellales; Cuniculitremaceae. Gene Ontology annotation, biological process: sphingosine biosynthetic process. The coding region runs from base 68 to 1771 and encodes 567 amino acids. Gene Ontology annotation, cellular component: intracellular membrane-bounded organelle; membrane; cytoplasm. The record is from RefSeq and is a predicted model, not a curated record. The transcript has 10 exons.
CAAAGCUCGACCCAAACUUUGUGACCGAACAACCCCUUUCACGUCUGACUUUCGCGAGCAAGCAGAGAUGUCGAGGCAUCAAGACCUUCCAGUCAUCCUGCACAACAACAGGCGUGGUCUUAUCACGAUCGAGGAUGGAGUCUUUGAGGUCCUACAGCUUUCCUCUGAUGGCAGACCACCCAAGAAGCUGCUCUCUUCAGCUGUUCGCAACGUGCUCCGUGUCAAGCUUGCUCAGUCGGCUCAAGCUCAGGAACCCGGAAACCAACGUCUCGAUAUCCAUGUCCUGAUCGCCAAAGGACGUCAUUUGAGACUCAGCAAGUUGCACGUCUUGGUAGAGCCAAUCAACAGCGACGAAGCUCGAGUAUGGGUAGAGUCUACAAUGGCAUCGGCUUAUGGCGACGCCAAGCCACAUCGACGGAUACUCCUACUGGUAAAUCCUGUUGGAGGCAAAGGCAAGGCUCGUUCGACAGUCAAGACGGUAGUCCUGCCCAUACUUGAGGCUGCGGGCUGCAAAGUCGAGAUGAUAGAGACCACUCAUAGCAGGCACGCCGAGGAGAUCACCAAGACCAUGGAGUUGAAGUACGAUGUCAUCGCUAUGGUCUCUGGAGAUGGCCUGAUUCAUGAAGCUUUCAACGGCUUGGCAGCGAGAUCUGACGCCAGAGCGGCUCUGCAAAUACCCAUUGCAGCCAUCCCAGCUGGAUCUGCAAAUUCUCUGUUCCUCAAUCUGUACGGCGUCAAGGACACAUUUAAUGUGGAGCUCGCCUGCCUCACUGCUAUAAAGGGGCAGCCACUACCUAUUGAUCUCAUCUCAGUUCUGUUCCUUCCUUCCAUGAAACUUCGCUGGGCAUUCUUCUCCAUAUCAAUCGGGCUCUUUGUCGACCUGGAUAUUGGGACGGAGAGUCUAAGAUGGAUGGGAGAUACCCGAUUCUUGCUUGGCUUCAUCAAAGGGGCCAUCAUCAAUCGUGCUCAUAAAGUACGCCUGAGGGUCAAAAUUGAAGAGGACGACAAGAUUUCUAUGGCUCGAAAAGUCCGAGAGAGACUGGCAGAGGUGACAGAAAAGGUGCAACUCGGAGGUGGUAAAGACCCUCUAGGGCGGAGUCGUUCAAAGGUGAAUAAGCACGCUAGAGACAAGCCGAGAGAUUCGGCCUCGAACGGCAGAGCGGAUUCAAAUGUCAACUCGCCCGAAGCGACCUUGGAACAAGAAAGGGCUGGUCUGGAGAAUGAGGUCGCUCAUUUCAACUUGACGAGCAAUGGCACUCAAACCCCGAAGGAGAUGCCAAAAAUCAAACCUCUGGAGCCCGAUAAUACGUGGCGAACUAUAGAAAGCACUGGCGCCUCGCCGACCAAACCCCCCGCCGUGCCUACUCCAACCAAAACCAAUGAUUGGGUCGAUGGUGAUGGUGUUCUGUACGCUUCCAUUGGCAAUCUGCCUUACAUGGAUCGUGAUCUCAUGAUGUGGCCCACAGCAUUACCUGGUAGUGGUCUUGCAGAUAUGGUUAUACAGAACAAUUCUUCACGAGCGACACUCUUGAGCUCCAUCAAUGGCGCUGAGAAAGGCGAUCACUACUUCAUCGACUCGCAGCAUUUCUACAAGAUUUCGGCCGUGACCUGCGAGAAUCUCGAUAGAAAGAACCAGCCCAUAUUUACGCUGGACGGCGAAGCUUAUCCUUACGACACAUUCCAUGCUCAGAUACAUCCGCACUUGGGCAAGAUAUUGAGCCUGGACAAUCAUUUCUACAUCACGGACUUUUUGAAGCGACAUCACGGUUAGGCGUUAGGGUUACGCGUCUUCAUGCAGUCGUGCAGUGUCAGCUUGGCAUUGAAGCGACAUUCAGCGAUAUGUUAGCAUUGAUUC